UGAUGUCCUAAUGCUGGAAAUUGAAAGGGAUUUCCUCCUGUCAUUGUCAUCUAACAGAAAGAUGGCUGUGACAAGAAGAUAUUUUCCUUUUAUGCUCAUCGCAAUUCUUUAUCAAGAUAUGAUUAUUUCCACUGGGGUUAAACAAACUAAAUGCCAGAGAGUGGUACAUCAUGUAGCAGAAAGGACAGAUAUGAAGUGUGGCCCUGGUGAAGUUAUCUACGUUAAGAACCAGGCUAUAACAUCAGGUUCUGUUUCUGUUGGUGACCAAGAAAAAUCAUGUGCUGCAAAUUUGGAAAAGGGGGUGUGUACCAGGUCCCUACCACUCGGCAGCUCUAACAGUGAUGGGACGCCUUUUAUUGCUGGAACCAGCUGUAACUUAAAAAAUACAUGUGUUUUGAGGAGUUACUUUACAAAACAUUUGACCUAUUCAAUUCUGAAAGUUGCCGAAAUGAGACCAAACUAGAACACAACUGGACCAAGGAUUCCUUAUUCAUUAGUUUUACUUAUAUUUGCAUACCAAAGAACCUUAUAUUCAAUUUAUUGGAAAGUAAUCGGAACACUACAAAAAGAUUCAGAGCCAUGCAUAUGGUUACGGACAGUUUCUAUGGAUACAUUACAUGUAAAGUGAAGGGGACAAUACAUCUCUUAUCCUUACUAGAGCUGACAGAAGCCAGUCUGACUCUAUAUAGAGAUGAGGAAAAAUUAUACAGUUAUGAGAACAGGGGCGUAUACGGUAUUAACAUCACCUUAAAUAACGAUUUUGACAGCAAUUCCACUCGGUACAUUAUUAAAAUACACACGGGAUUGGAAGGAAGAGUUUGGAUCCAUCUACAAGGACAUUUGGAAAUGGACUGUAGUAGGAAAUCAAAACUUUACACAUUGAUGACUGUUGAUACAGACAAAAACCUUACCACAAUUGAUACCAGCGGGAACAAUGUACUAUCAAAUGGUAUGUUUCUUAUAGAACCAGAAAUACCAUAGAAAUGUUCCUUGUUUGUAAAUUGCUCGUUAGUGAGUAAACAUUAACAAUCAAUAUCAGAUCUUACUCAAACAAAAUGCUCUAUUUAUCA
This is a messenger RNA of Saccostrea cuccullata (small rock oyster), 1070 nucleotides long. RefSeq lists its product as uncharacterized. The record is from RefSeq and is a predicted model, not a curated record. The transcript has 5 exons. Bases 388 to 981 code for a protein of 197 amino acids. NCBI's taxonomy places the organism in Eukaryota, Metazoa, Mollusca, Bivalvia, Ostreida, Ostreidae.